Messenger RNA from Pararge aegeria (speckled wood butterfly), 1396 nucleotides. RefSeq names its product cleavage stimulation factor subunit 2 tau variant (gene CstF64). Gene Ontology annotation, biological process: mRNA 3'-end processing. Gene Ontology annotation, cellular component: mRNA cleavage and polyadenylation specificity factor complex. The transcript is spliced from 10 exons. Lineage: Eukaryota; Metazoa; Arthropoda; Insecta; Lepidoptera; Nymphalidae. The record is from RefSeq and is a predicted model, not a curated record. Bases 144 to 1328 code for a protein of 394 amino acids. Gene Ontology annotation, molecular function: mRNA binding.
CAGAGUCUGAUACAAUUGUUCUGUGGUCUGAUAGCCAUUAGCAAUUAGCUUAAGCAUUUUGUCAAUAACUAACCGAACGAAAUAAACACAAUACGUUUGUGAGAUUCUAUUUAAGGUCAAGUUUAAAUAAAUUUCUUAUAAAAAUGGAUAAAAGUAAAGAAAAAGAAGAGCAGAGUAUCAUGGAUAAAUCCAUGAGAUCUGUUUUCGUUGGAAAUAUACCAUACGAAGCCACUGAGGAGAAGUUAAAAGACAUAUUCAGUGAAGUUGGCCCCGUGUUAUCAUUUAAAUUGGUGUUUGAUCGUGAGACCGGCAAACCAAAAGGUUAUGGUUUCUGUGAAUACAAAGAUCAGGAAACGGCGCUAAGCGCGAUGAGAAAUCUCAAUGGAUAUGAAAUUGGUGGUCGGUCCCUACGAGUAGAUAAUGCUUGUACAGAGAAGUCGAGAAUGGAAAUGCAAGCUCUUAUGCAAGGGCCUCAGGUUGAGAAUCCUUAUGGUGAUGCUGUGGAGCCUGAAAAAGCUCCUGAAGCUAUAAGCAAAGCUGUUGCAACAUUGCCACCGGAACAAAUGUUUGAGCUCAUGAAACAAAUGAAACUUUGUAUACAGAAUAAUCCGAACGAAGCAAGAAACAUGUUGCUACAAAAUCCACAGUUGGCAUACGCACUGUUACAAGCACAAGUUAUUAUGAGGAUUGUUGACCCGGCUACUGCUGUUACAAUGCUACAUCCAAGCAAUCCUGUGCCACCAGUACUGCAACCAGGAGAUAAACCUCCCGUCCCAUACAUUCCAAGCAAUUCAACACAGAGUCAACCACCUCCUAUGUUAAAUAAUCCACCACCGCCACCGCCUCAAAAUCAAUAUGUCCCUACAAAUCGUCCGCCGAUGCAGCAAACUAUUGGUGGAAUGGAUGUAGACUUGCGCGGUGCAAGAGCCCCCGCGCCCGUACCUCUGCUAGACCAGGAUAUGCGCAGUCUACCCCCUAUACCGCAUCCAGUGCCACCUCCCGCGCAACCUCCGCAAGAUGGUUCAUUCACUCGGGAUCCGCGUCUUGCAAGUAUGCAGGGAUUCAGCAGCGACCCACGUGUGCGAUCCAACGAUCCACGUAACCAGUCUAAGAAUCCACCGCAGCAACUGCCACCAGGAAUGCCGAGUGUGGCGCAAGCAAGAACGAUUCAAGGUAUACCGUCCGGUGCCUCGGACCAAGAAAAGGCUGCAUUGAUAAUGCAAGUGUUGCAGUUGUCAGACGAACAAAUCGCGUUGCUGCCGCCUGAACAGCGCGCAAGUAUUCUAAUGCUCAAAGAACAAAUUGCCAAGAGCACUCAGCAACGUUAAAUCGUAAUUAUUUUUAAGAUUAAACAUAAACCUUUGAUAAAUAUUCAAUAAUCCUAGGUGAUUUUAAA